GCGUUGUGCUUUCUUUUUCGCGUUUGUCGAUUCUACGAGUGCACGAAAUUGUAAUCUGCCAAGAGUGCCAAGUUGCGGUUAGUUUCAGUUUACAUUGCUCUUGAUUUAAUUCUCUCGGAGGGCAGGAACAGAGCAAAUGGUGAAGUUUUCGCGAUAAUAGAGGCACUGAGGAAGGAGGAAGAAGUCUCAAUUUGAGGACGGCUAGGAGGAAAACGUUUCUUAAUAUAAAAUGGAUGCGUCAAAGGGCAUUUUACUGUUCAGCCUGGUGCUGAGCGUGGCCUCGGGUCCUGUUCAGAAGACUUCCAGCAGUCAGACCAUCAUUGGUCUUAUAGCCAAGGACACCCCGAAUUGCAAUUUUCCACCGAAGGAAAUGCUUAUGGAUAAUAGCAAACUGGGACCUCUGAGAACAUGCCGUAUGGAAUUUGAAGAAGAUCUAGUGACUGAGAAUCAAACUCUAGAAUUUGCCCAAAUCAAUCCCAACUACCUUCUCUGCAUGGGCGUUUACGACCUCUCUGUACAUGUUUGCAAAUCUGAUGUUAUUGAUUCAAAUGCUAUUCCUGCAACACCAGAGGAAUUCAUCAGUUUUUUCAAGGAUGAGGAUCAUUUAGAGUUAACCUGUGGAGAACUUUUGAAACCAGACCCACUUGGCCCAGCCAAUAAUGUUUCGACUCACUGGGUCAAGAUUCUGAAUGGCUUGUUGGAAAAGGAGGAGGAUUGCCAGAAUCUGUGCAAACCAAAAUUUGGAAAGGAGCAUGUCAACCCUCUUUGUAAUAUACUUUCCUGGGGCAGGAAAAAUCUAGCCAAAGAAGCUGCCGAUAAUGAAGAUGCUAUGGCGGACGAAAGCCUUACCCCAAACGGAGCUGCAAAGUAUGAUAACUCCGGACCAGCACUAAAACCUAGUUCUAGCAGCGCAAGCAGCAAAGCUGUUUCACAGUCUAUGUUAAGCAAAAGCUCCUCUUCGCUUUCCUCCUCUUCUUCGCCAGCCAUGGUUGCCGUCAAGACCUCUACAUCCGCGGUUAAAAAUGUCACAAGCUCUGAUAAUAAAUCUGCUGCCAGCUCAACUAUGAAGGCAACCAGCGCUCAAGCCAGCUCGACGGCUUUAAAUGUUAAUAACCUGGAACCUGAUUCACAAAAAGAGAAGAUCACAAGUACUCCUGCCAAGGAUGUGCUAUCAUCUAUGGCCAAUCUUGAUAGCACCAAUUAUAAUGGAAAUCAAGACGACGGAGAUGAUUUUGAAGGUGCUGGGUUUGACGAUAAUUCUCCUAAAGUUAUGCCUCAUGACACUCCGGAAGCUGGCCCUCAGAUGCCCAGCAAUGAUUUUUUUGCCCAAAAUGACCGAGGCCCGGAAACUGAAUCCAACUUUUCAUCAUAUCUUUUGACGGUGGCCAUUAUUAGUGUUGUCUGCUACUUGUUGUUCCACAACAAGCAAAAGAUUCUUGCUCUCCUGUUGGAAGGACGGAGGAAUAAUUCUGGCUCAAGAAGGAGACCGAACUCGUCCAACUACAGAAAGUUGGACACUAAUUUGGAGGAAGCCAUCACAUCUCCCGCACCGCAAAGCACCAAUUCACAUGUCAUCUAUUGAUCAAAGACUGCUGUGUAUGAUGCCAUUCAGUUUGCUUCAGACUCUUCCGCCCUGAUAUUUACUAAGGUUUGUGUUUCUCUGCUGCACUUUUUUGUUUUAUGCCGUACGAAUCUUCUGUGAUUAGAAAUAUUUAAACUUAGGAUAACUGAAUGAAACGACAAUGCUUUUAUGUUCAAUUAUCUUCAAAAUAAUCAACUGCCCAUUAAGUUUGAAUUUGGGUGGAUAUUUAUUUGCGCUUAAUUGAGAAUUUUAUCACGUUAACAAAUACUUAAUCAUUUAAGCAAUUUAUGUGUAAUGAAUAAAUCUUGAUUUAAACUCUCUA
This is a messenger RNA of Neocloeon triangulifer, 1904 nucleotides long. Its product is annotated as trans-Golgi network integral membrane protein 2-like. The record is from RefSeq and is a predicted model, not a curated record. The transcript is spliced from 7 exons. Lineage: Eukaryota; Metazoa; Arthropoda; Insecta; Ephemeroptera; Baetidae. The coding region runs from base 230 to 1582 and encodes 450 amino acids.